Panicum hallii is the source of this 2210-nucleotide messenger RNA. Its product is annotated as E3 ubiquitin-protein ligase At1g12760-like. The record is from RefSeq and is a predicted model, not a curated record. The coding region runs from base 430 to 1650 and encodes 406 amino acids. Lineage: Eukaryota; Viridiplantae; Streptophyta; Magnoliopsida; Poales; Poaceae. The transcript is spliced from 6 exons.
CCUUUCCCCCGAGAGGGACGACCCCGACCGCUGACCCGCGGGGGUUCCUACAAAAGCGACGGCGGCAAAAGGACAGGCGAGCCGAGGGGGAAAGGAACAGGGAGGGGCAGGGCCAGGGGGGUCAAUCCGCUCGCUCGGGGGUGGGAGCGGCCUGAAUCGGAGCCCCGGUUCCUCCUAGGUGUUUGGGAGAACGAACGAACGAGCUUCUGUUUCGCCAUUCUAUGGAGGUACACUAAAAGUUACCUUAGGUGCUCUGCUGGGAAGAAAAAUAAGUACCUUAGUUUGUUUUAAGGAUAUAGAAUCAAGUUGGAGAUCACUUGAUAUCAAGGGAGGCUAUCAAACUAACGUGUUGUAUGGCUGUCUAGUUUCGUGGCUCUUGCUCCUGCCAAAUCAAAAGGUGAAGGUCAAUCACGUAGUUGUCCUUUUUUGAUGGAUCACACUGGGAACUUAAGCCAUCAUGAUCACACAAUUGACAUACCAAGGAAUGAUGUUACCUCCCCAUCAGCAUCUCACCAGGACGAUCUCGACAGCUUGGAUGAGUUUCACGACACCAGAAGUGCUCCGGAUGAAGUGCCUGCAGUCCCAGAAAGUUCUUCUGUCACGUAUGAUGUAUCUGACUCUCAAAACGCAUCCUCUGCCAGGAGAGAUCGAGGCCAUCGUCAGCAGAAUCCUUUGAAUUCUGGCUUCUGGAUCUCAAUUGAGCUUAUUGUAAAUCUUACCCAGAUUAUAGCGGCUAUUUCUGUUCUAUCAGUAUCAAGGAACGAGCACCCACAUGCUCCAUUAUUUGUGUGGCUUCUUGGCUAUACAAUAGGUUGUAUUGCUAUUCUUCCACAUCUUUAUUGGCGGUACGUUCAGCGCAAUCGCCAGAACACGGAGCAGGAACUGCUGACCCAAAGUUCAUCAGAAAGAAAUAUAUCUGAGACUAAUUCUUUUGCAACCGCUUCAUCUCAUGCAUCGGAAGCUGUGGACGGUGCCAACCGAACUGGAGUCUCAAGAAGUAACUUACCAUUGGCAAGUCCAAGGUUCUAUGCAUUGGUCGCUUGCUUUAAAUUGUUGCUGGAUUGUUUCUUUGCCGUGUGGUUUGUUGUGGGGAAUGUGUGGAUAUUUGGCAGCCGUUCUUCUGCCCAAGAUGCUCCUAACUUGUACAGGAUAUGCAUAGUAUUCCUUGCAUUCGGCUUCAUUGGCUAUGCAUUGCCUUUCAUUCUCUGUACAAUGAUAUGUUGCUGCCUGCCCUGCAUAAUCUCAAUUCUGGGCGUCCACGAGGAUUUGGAUCCAAACAGAGGCGCUACCACGGACACAAUCAAUGCCUUGGUGGCGUACAAGUUCAAAUCGAAAAGAGUUCAUGAUGGGGAUGUGGGAGAAGACGGCGGUGGAGUCUUGGCAGCUGGAACUGACAAGGAGCGAACGAUCUCUGCAGAAGAUGCUAUCUGCUGCAUCUGCUUGUCAAAGUUCUCGAACAACGAAGAUCUACGAGAACUUCCCUGCGCGCAUGUCUUCCACAUGGAAUGCAUAGAUAAAUGGCUCCAGAUAAAUGCAUUGUGCCCUCUUUGCAAGGCUGAAAUAGGGGGCUCAAAAAAUAUUGCAGAAACUGGCUCCGAGGGGCCUCGGGACGAUAACAGAGUAGGCAACGACGUUGAGUCACAACGAUAACUGCUGACUGCUCUCUCACAUGAGCAUGAGGAUGAUGGAUGACGUGCUUUUGAUGCUGCCUAAGCUUGUUAACAUAACCAACUACAAGUAGGAAGGUUAUACACACUAUGAUCCCACAGCAAGUCCUUUUUUCUGGUGGACUUGUUUCGUAUCGCCAAUAUAGUAUUUCCUGCUUACAGUGCAGAGCAGUGUUGUCUGAGAUUUUCUCGUGCAUUUCUGAAGCAACAUUUUCGCGCACCUACCAUGGCUUCCUAGCUGCACUUGGAGCUGAUGAUGGUGGCAACCUAAGAUGACCAUACUCUGUGGGUUGUUGAUGUUAACCUCCUUGCUGUUAGCAGCAGUUGCCCUAUCUCCUGUAUAGAAAAUUGUUAGUGAAUUAGUCUACACUUUGCACCAAUGUCCUUGUACAGAAAAAGUGGACAUCUCAUUUGUAUCUGGUCAGCCUGCACCAGUACUGCAGCUCCUGUAUGGUUGAUCCUGUACAUUGUAUAAACCCAGAAAUGCUGGGUACUAGGUAGACAUAUAUUGGUAUCAAUGAAAGGCAAAAUUCACCAAACCCA